GGAGGCCUUUUUCGCGUGAAGAUCGCGGCGAGGAAGUGCUCGGAAUCUGGAAUUUUCAGUCAUAUUGUGUGCCUGCGCUUGUGGGCGUCUGUCUUCCGAUCAUUUUGACCUCACUGUUGAAAAGGAAUCACAAUAUCCUUUGCGAUUCGUCACUAAGUGGAGUGCAGUAAUCAUGUUACAUGAUGUUAACACUUGAAUAUUAUGUCAGGUAAAAUGUUUUGGUAAGCAUAUUAAGCAUUUUAGGGCACAAAAUUUAAAAAAAUUGGUUUAGAUCUCAAAAUUAUUUGACUUUAUUAAUCGCGGCAAUGGGGGAUGUGGAGUUUCAGGAUGUCCAAGAGACAAGGCGCACUCCACAGAGUGCAAUGAGAAUGAUCCGCAUGGAACUCGACGAGGAGGAGAAUCGCCGGCAAAUGUCGACCAGUAAAUAUGGAGGCGUAUGCUUUCACGUGGCCAUAGCCGUGAUGCUUUGUGUAAUGGUGUUGGUGCUAAUUUGUUCGGCUCCCCUUGGAGAAAACAUGUCCAAUCUUACGCCCGAGGAGCGGCACGCUCGCCUGAGGCAGAUUUACGUUGAGAAAGAGCGCCGGCAGAGACUUGGCAGCGGGAUGGGCUUGAGUCCGCUAGAGGAGGAGGCCAAUGAUCGGCUCAUGGCCAUUAGGCAGGUGGACGAGGAGUUUUAUAAUCUCUGGAGGAACUAUCACUCCCAGCCACCGCCGUUUCUGAAACAUCUGAACAUCAUCGAUACGAAUCUUUAUGCGGCGCUUAAGAGCAUGCCCAAGGGCGGACUCCUUCACGUCCACGAUUCGGGAAUGCUGAGAACGGAAGUCCUUAUCGAUUUGACAUACCGCGAUAACCUGUGGGUCUGCGUUAACAUGGAACAGGGCUUCGAGGACUUCCGAUUCUCCAGAUACUUUCCUCACAUCCCGCCCGCUGAGGACUACCAGUGCAAUUGGAUGCUGAUGAGCAACUUCUUCCAGUUCGAGUCUCGGUUAGAACUUGAGAACAGGUUGAGGAAAAUUCUCACUGUCCGGCCGGAGGGGUAUAAGAGUUCCUCCGAGUUGGCGCGACACUUAAGACGCCACCAACGCAUCAUCCAUGGACUGAUCACAUUCCGCCCGAUCUGGAGUGAAUUUAUAUUUACCAUGCUGAGCGAUUUCUAUGCCGACGGGGUGCAUUAUGUAGAGCUGCGUUCCUCGCUGCCAAUUAUGUACGAUCUGGAUGGAAAUAACUUUACUAUUUUGGAAACGGCGGAUGCCUUAGUUUCAGUAUCGAAUAUUUUUAAGAAUAGCUUCAAAGAUUUCAUCGGAAUUAAGCUGAUCUACGCUCCUUCUAGGAACUUAAAUAACUGUCGCAUGGAUGAGUAUUUGGAAAAUGCACGUCUGCUUAAGUUGCAUUAUCCGAAUUUCUUUGCUGGAUUUGAUCUUAACACCUUUGGUGACGAGUGCAAUUUACCACUUUUAGAAAAUGUUACUCAACUGUUAAGGAUCGGAAAAAAUAUUGACUUCUAUUUCCAUGCGGGAGAGUCCCGAUGUCCGGAUAGUUCCCGCCCAGAUGCGAAUCUUUUAGAGGCAUUAUUGUUGCAAAGUAAACGUAUCGGGAAUGCCGUGAAUCUACCCUUUCAUCCGGAGAUUAUGAAGGUCAUGAAAAGGCUUAGUAUAGCCGUGGAGAUCUGUCCCCUGUCCAACCAUUAUCUGCAAUAUUUUAACGAUUUUCGUCAACAUCCGGCGGCGUAUCUGAUUGCCGCCGGAUUUCCAAUUGUAAUUGGGUCGGACUAUCCGUGUUUCUGGAACUCCGCCCCUCUGACCGACGACUUCUAUGUGGCCUUCGUGGGCGUGAUUAGUGGUUGGGGCAAUUUGCGCCUCCUAAAGCAGUUUGCCCUCAAUUCGUUUCUGUUUAGCUCCCUCAGCGAAACGGAGAAGAAUAUGGCCGUAUCCAAGUGGCAGUGCAGCUGGAACCGAUGGGUCAGAAACUUAGUCAAUAGUAGUGGAUACUAAUAAGUAAUUGUCGAAUCAUUAACAAAAAUUGUAUUAAAAAAUUAAUGGGCGAACAAAAAGGUGUUUACUAAGACAUUUUAGCUAUAUUUUACUUUAUGUAUACAGCCAAUUUUUACAUAAUUAACUACAUAAUGGAAAAACCUCUUUUAUUCUUGGUAUAAUUAGGAGCAAUUUAAGUUUUAUAUUCGUUUUAAAUACGUAUUUAGCUAUGAUAAGAGGCCUUAGUUCUUUAUAUGUAUAUGUAGAGCAACUUUUUCGGCUUUAUCAAUGCACAAUUUAAUAAGAAUGGGUUAUUUUGCCUUCGAGGGCAUGGCUUUCCGGUUUAUCGAGAGUGGCCAAUAAAGUGACCAACAGCACGGCACUUGAAUGUCAGGGAUAUAGCCAUGGGCAGGGUUAGGUAAUCUAAUCGCCGGCUACUCGUAAAUCAAGAUGCCAGAUUGGGCGAUUGUGGUCGAUUAUCUGGAUGGCAGGUUGCCAACCCAAACGCGCAAUUAUCGCCUCGAGAUCCAUUUGAACGCGUGUUAAAUCAAAGAUAAUGCCGAACCGCCAAUUG
Drosophila mauritiana is the source of this 2544-nucleotide messenger RNA. It is a transcript of the gene Adgf-A2, whose product is annotated as adenosine deaminase 2. The transcript has 4 exons. Gene Ontology annotation, biological process: inosine biosynthetic process; adenosine catabolic process. NCBI's taxonomy places the organism in Eukaryota, Metazoa, Arthropoda, Insecta, Diptera, Drosophilidae. The coding region runs from base 306 to 1991 and encodes 561 amino acids. Gene Ontology annotation, molecular function: adenosine deaminase activity. The record is from RefSeq and is a predicted model, not a curated record.